Messenger RNA from Indicator indicator, 393 nucleotides. Its product is annotated as activated RNA polymerase II transcriptional coactivator p15-like. Gene Ontology annotation, molecular function: transcription coactivator activity; DNA binding. The transcript has 4 exons. The record is from RefSeq and is a predicted model, not a curated record. Bases 1 to 393 code for a protein of 130 amino acids. Gene Ontology annotation, cellular component: transcription regulator complex; nucleus. NCBI's taxonomy places the organism in Eukaryota, Metazoa, Chordata, Aves, Piciformes, Indicatoridae. Gene Ontology annotation, biological process: positive regulation of transcription initiation by RNA polymerase II.
AUGUCCAAGGCUAAGGACUUGGCGGGGACGAGCAGUUCAGAGAGCGGUCUGGAGGAGGAAGAAGAAGAAAAGGAGGAGGGCAAGAAAAGAAAGAAAGAAAUGUCUCCCAAGUUAGAGAAAAAGCAGAAAACAGAGGCCAAACCUUCCAAAGAGGCAGAAAAACCUCCAGGACAAGGCAGUGAAGAGGAGGAGGGCAUGUUCCAGAUUGGGAAGAUGCGUUAUGUCCGAGUGUCCUGCUUCAAGGGGAAGGUCCUCGUGGAUGUCAGGGAGUUCUACACUGACAAGAAUGGUGACAAGAAACCAGGGAGGAAAGGGAUUGCCCUGUCUGCUGAACAGUGGAACCAGCUGAAGGAGAUCAUUCCUGAGAUUGAUGCCGCAGUCAAGAAACUAUAA